Molecule: messenger RNA, 3740 nt
Organism: Rhagoletis zephyria (snowberry fruit fly)
Lineage: Eukaryota; Metazoa; Arthropoda; Insecta; Diptera; Tephritidae
Biological process (GO): proteolysis
Molecular function (GO): aspartic-type endopeptidase activity
Source: RefSeq, a predicted model, not a curated record
AAGUACUUUAGAAUUAAUGAAACCUUGUUUUCUAUUCACUUGAAUUCAUUUGCUUCGAGCCUCGACUUUCGAGUCUUGAUGAUUUGACAUUUCCUUUCAUUGUACAUCUUACUUAUUUUUCUCAAGGUAUAAAAGGCAAAUUUCAACUGUAAAAGUUCUUCUUUCUUCAAUAAAGGAUUAUAUUGGUAACAUCAUUGUAACAUUUCUUGGUGCCUCCUGUGAGGACAACAUAUGUAUAUAUUGUUUUUGUUUCAUUUUGGUGAACAUGGCGGAAUUAAACUGGCGCUCAGCGGCCGUCAAUGCAAUCAAGCGCAUACAUGCGCGGGUGUGUGAAGCCAGCUGCGAAACCCACGACGUAUUUCAACUGGAGCACGAGCUUAAAUCACUGGAAACACACUUUCAGCGAUUCACUCUUAAUCACGAUCAUCUUGUAGGCCAGGCUACCAAGGAUGAGGUUGCACCGCAUGACGCCUUAUGGGAAGCAAUUGAGGCGUUAUAUGACGACGCUUGCUGUCGCCUCAAUCGUCUGAUAGCAAGCACAAAGUCGGUUCCGGCUGCGGCCUCAACCGACCACGUGCUCAACACUCAUAGCGCUCUGUUGGAUGGGCGUUCGGUCGACCUGAAAAUUGACCCGCUGGUGAUUCCGGUAUUCGAUGGGAGGAUGUGUAAUUGGCUUGCGUUUAAGGACGCAUUUGAGACUCUCGUACACAAGUCCUCCUAUCCAGAAGCGUUCAAAUUAGGGAAGCUUCGGCAAUCUGUCAAUUCAAAGGAGGUCCCGCUCAUAGGUGGUGUUUAUUCGGGUGGCUACGAGGAGGUUUGGCGCGCGUUAAAGGACCGUUAUGAUAACAAAAAGCAACUCGCAGAAAUCCAUGUGACGCGGUUCCUUAACUUAAAAUUGUCGACAGAAGAAUCGGCCAAGUCUUUGCUUGCCAUUGUGGACACGGUUCACGAGUCGCUACGCGCGUUGCGGGUUAUGGAGGUGCCUGUCGAUAAAUGGGAUGCAUUGGCAGUUCCCAUCGUUACCUCCAAGCUACCUACUAUCACGAAACGCGACUGGUCUAUGCGUUGUUCUUCACAUGAGAUACCGCUGUUGGAGGAUUUGCUGAAAUUUCUAGAAAAAAGAGCACAUAGCCUAUGCCAGGAAACAUCCAUUGAGUCGGUGCGAUUGCCGCGAACAGUAAAAUCUAACGUGGUUUCCACGGUGGAUGGGAAGUGUGCCCAUUGCCAUGGCAUUCAUCGUAUCACGAGAUGUCCCACCCUUGCAGCAAUGUCGCCCGGGGCACGUUUUGAGGCGGUUAAGGGAUCGAAGCUUUGUUAUAAUUGCUUAAGGGCUGGACAUUCGUCGAAACAAUGUUCUUCUGGCUCUCAGUCCAGCUCAAAGGUCAUCGAGGCUACCCCGCAAGCUGUCCAGCCUGCUCCAAACUUAUGACUAACCUCGCCAAUGACAACCUGCGUUGCCCAAGCCAGACCUACGAUUCUGUUGGCAACAGCGCGUGCAUACAUCUAUGGGGAUGCAGCAGUUCAACGAUUGGUUCGAAUUUUGUGCGAUCCAGGUUCGCAGGUUAGUUUUAUUAAAGAUCGCUUAGCUAAAUCAUUGAGAUUAAAAAUACACAAAUGCGAAUUGAAUGUAGAGGGGAUUGGAUCGAGUAUUAGUACUCGAACUACGGGUAGUGUUAUUGUAACCAUAAAGUCAUUGCAUUCAAACUUUGAAACCAAAAUCAACGCUUUGGUGAUCCCGUCAAUCACAUCGGACACUCCUGCCGUGCGUCUAGACGUUAACCAGUGGCAACACCUGGCUGGCCUCGAUAUGGCCGAUAUUUAUUUUGGUACACCUGGGGCUAUAGACUGUCUCAUUGGAGCUGAUGCCUGGGGUAGAAUCGUGGAGGGUGACAUCAUCGGUGGCAGACCAGAUGAACCUUAUGCUCAACGCACUCGCCUUGGUUGGGUAGUUUUUGGUCCAGCGUCAGAAGUUUCGUCGAAGGAGAACUCAUCUCUCGUGCUCAGCGCAAAGCUAGUCGAGGAUGAUUUGGUGCUGGAAGAAUUAGUUCACAAUUUUUGGAAGCUUCAGGAGGUCCCCGUGUGUGCAUCAGACGAUGAUGAUGAAUGUGGUCGAAUAUUUGCAGCCACACACUCCCGUACUAGUGAUGGACGUUACAUGGUGCAGCUGCCGUUCCGCCGCGAUGCACCGAGACUUGGCGAAUCAUAUGCGCACGCUCUUCGCCUAUUUCAACGCCUAGAAAGACGUCUCGUUGGUGACUCUGAGCUUAAAGAUAAUUACAUUAAGUUCAUGCGUGAGUACGUAAGUCUUGGCCAUAUGGAACCCGUAAAUAACGUAGGUGAUCACACCAACGGCUACUACAUUCCCCACCACGCUGUAACCACCAAAUUUAGAGUGGUGUUCAAUGCAUCGGCACCAACUAGUACUGGCGUGUCACUAAAUGAGGUGCAAAUAGUGGGCCCGACCAUCCAAGACUCGCUCAUCAAUAUAAUUUUACGUUUCCGACGCUAUAGGGUGGCCCUAACAGCCGACAUUGAGAAAAUGUUCCGGCAGGUACUCGUUGCCCCCAUACACCGAGACUUCCAACGGAUCCUUUGGCGCGAGUCACCCUCGGAUGAACUCAAGGUAUAUCGACUAACAACGGUUACGUAUGGUAUGGCGUGCAGCCCGUAUAAUGCCAUACGUGCACUCCAACAAUGUGCACGCGACAAUCACAACGUAAUAUCGGACCACCGGCAAGCCGCGAAAGCGCGCGAUACCAUUUUAACGUCAUUUUACGUUGACGAUUUUUUGACCAGUUGUGAGAACGCAAACGACGCUAAGGUCUUAGCUCACAAUGUUGAUGAAAUUCUCUCCGCUGGGAAAUUUACAUUGAGGAAAUGGAACUCCAAUGAUGCUGAGGUAAUGGAAUACUUGACCGGUAACAUUUCUUCCUCCGCAGGCUUAGAAAUAAACCCUCCUACGGCUUCCGUACUUGGAUUACGGUGGGAUGCUGCCGCUGACCAGUUCUUCUUCCAGGUGGUUCUCAAGCAAGCAGGUCCUACCCCAACUAAACGACGGGUUCUCAGCGAAGUUGCUCAGCUUUUUGAUCCCACGGGCUUUUUGGCACCGGUGGUGGUCCAGGGUAAGGUGUUUAUACAGCGAAUGUGGUCCGCUGGUCUUUCGUGGGAUGCACCGUUGUCUGAUGAUCUUCGCGACGAUUGGAUAAACUAUCGGUCUAAGCUGGAGUUACUCAACAAAGUUCGUGUGAAUCGAUGGUUAGGCAUGGCGCACGGUGUGCAAACGACUUUACACGGCUUCUGCGAUGCUAGUUCGCAAGCUUACGCAGCAGUGAUUUACACAAGAACUGUAGGCGCAGGCGAAAGAGUACAACUCGCAUUGCUGACAGCGCGCACUAAGGUGGCUCCACUUAAGGGAUCUACCAUACCACGUCUCGAGCUCUCGGCAGCGCUCUUGUUGGCAGAAACACUCCAAGCUGUAAGAAGCGCUUUGGGUUUGAUGAACGCCCCCUAUUAUUUGUGGUCGGAUUCGUCGAUUGCUCUUUGUUGGAUAAAGAAACAGCCAACAACGCUUAAGCUAUAUGUAUCGAAUCGAGUACGUCAGAUCCAGGAGCUCACUUCGCCCGAUCGAUGGCAUCAUAUCCGGUCGGCACAGAACCCCGCCGACUGCGCGAGUAGAGGCAUAUCACCCCUCGAACUGCUGGAGCAUCCGCUUUGGUGACAGGGCCCAAGCUGGCUGGAGA